This is a messenger RNA of Frankliniella occidentalis (western flower thrips), 1753 nucleotides long. Its product is annotated as zinc finger protein 232-like. Gene Ontology annotation, cellular component: nucleus. Gene Ontology annotation, molecular function: RNA polymerase II cis-regulatory region sequence-specific DNA binding; DNA-binding transcription factor activity, RNA polymerase II-specific. The record is from RefSeq and is a predicted model, not a curated record. The transcript has 6 exons. Gene Ontology annotation, biological process: regulation of transcription by RNA polymerase II. The coding region runs from base 212 to 1753 and encodes 513 amino acids. Lineage: Eukaryota; Metazoa; Arthropoda; Insecta; Thysanoptera; Thripidae.
UUGUCGCGAGGCGCUGGCUGCCCCCGCGCCCCGGCCGGCACCGUGAGUAGUGCUCUGCGUGUCGUCCCGUGCGCACCCCGGGGCCAUGUGCUGUGGCUGCCUGUGCUCCGUCCUGUUCGGCCUGCUCGUCUCGGCGGUCCGCGGUGUGCUCCGGUGCUGCAUCCCCUUCGUGUGACGCGCGCCUGCCGACCCCGGCCCCCUCGCCGACGCCAUGCUGCUGGACUCCCGACACUUUGCGCCCUCGCCCUACCAGCACGGCACCGUCGGCUGCCUGAGCCUCGUGCCCGCGCCCGGCCCCGAGCUCCUCUCCGUGGCCGAGAACGGCAACUUCCAGGUCAUGUACCUGCGGAGCGGCAACCUGUCCCUCGACGCCGGUCCGGGACUCAACACCGGGGACCGCCUGGAUGCCAUGGACGCCAUGGACACCCCGCUGCUGGAGCUGGGCACGCCGUUGGAGACCCAACUGGACUCCCAGCUGGACACCAAGAGCCUGUUUGUGGACGCGUUCCAGUACUGGAGGCAAGACGCGGACGCCGACUUUGCGUCAUCACCGGUGGUGGAGGACAACGGAGUGGACGAGUGCGUCGACAUGAAGCCGGAUAUCCUGCCGGGCGGGCUGCCGCACAUGAUCCCCGGCUCCCGGCGUUUCGCCGCCGCCGCCACCGCGCCACCCCCAACGCCAACCCCCGAGCAGCAGCCCCAGAGCAUCCUGCUGCACACCGGGGCCAACGUCGUGGACAUGGUUUCCGGAGUGACGUGCAGCGGCGUGGGGCUCGGCGCCCUGGGCGUGCCCUCUCGUGGGGACGUCAUCGGGGACCACAUCAGGCCGUCCAACACAGCCAUCUCGUACCGCCCUGACCUGCGGGGUCAGCACCAGGGCAACUUCGGGCACCUGCUCCGACAGCGUCCUGCCUCCUUUGGUGGAGAGGUGUUCUCGACGUCCGCGUCCUUUAACCAAGUGGUGACCCGCCAACGUCCGCAUAGCGAGGACCUCCAGGGCCUGCACGACAUAAACGUUGCCCACGACGAUGUGGACGAUGACGAGGACGACGAGGACGACGACGUGUUCCUGGCCAGCAACGUCCACUCCGGGGACGAUCCGUUCCCGCAAGCACACCGCCAGCGGCUCAGCAGCAGCGGCAACAGCAACGAGGACGUCAGCGACGAGGACGACCCGAGGGAGGAGGUGGUCUCGGAGUGCCGCUGGGCCGAGUGCGGCCUGCAGUUCCCCGGGCGCGCGCCGCUCGUCCGCCACAUCGAGAAGGUGCACGUGGAGCCGCGGCGCGGCGAGGACUUCUCCUGCCUGUGGCAGUGCUGCCCGCGGGGCGCGCGCCCCUUCAACGCGCGCUACAAGCUGCUCAUCCACAUGCGCGUCCACUCCGGCGAGAAGCCCAACAAGUGCCCGUUCCCAGGCUGCCCGAAGGCGUUCUCUCGCCUCGAGAACCUCAAGAUUCACCAGAGGUCCCACACCGGCGAGCGGCCGUACUGCUGCCAGUUCGCCGGCUGCAACAAGGCGUUCAGCAACUCCUCGGACCGCGCCAAGCACCAGCGCACCCACUUCGACACGAAACCAUACGCGUGCCAGGUACCCGGCUGCUCCAAGCGGUACACGGACCCCUCCUCGCUCCGGAAGCACGUCAAGAACCACAGCGGGAAGGACCACGCGCACGCCAGCGCCCACGCGCACACCAGAAGAGCCGGGUCGACAGGGGACAGCGAGGGGUCAACGAGCUCAGCUUUAUUAAGUCUGUGA